Messenger RNA from Sphaerodactylus townsendi, 1259 nucleotides. RefSeq names its product autophagy-related protein 16-like. The transcript is spliced from 8 exons. NCBI's taxonomy places the organism in Eukaryota, Metazoa, Chordata, Lepidosauria, Squamata, Sphaerodactylidae. The record is from RefSeq and is a predicted model, not a curated record. The coding region runs from base 27 to 791 and encodes 254 amino acids.
GACAGGGGCGGGGGCGGAAGGCGGGAAUGGCGCGCGCGGCGUGGAGGCAGCACGUGCGGGAGGCGCUGGAGGAGCGCGAUGGGCGCACGCGAUGCCUGUGCGGGCUCCUGGAGCAGCAUGAGAAGCUGCAACUCCGCCUGGAGAUGCUGCUGGGCGGCGCGGGCGUCGGCGUCAGGUACCAGCUGGAGGUGGUCGAGCUGCGCCGAGAGCGGGCGGAGCUGCACCAGCAACUGGCUGUUGUCACAGAGGCCCUGGAGAAGACCGAAGCAGAGGCUCGGGGACAGCGUGACAGGAUAAGGCAUCUUUUCCGGGACUUGGGGGCUCUUAAGCACCAGCACCAGCGGCUGCUGUGCCAGGCCUGGGGCUUCUCCCAGGAGGCCGAGGGACUGCGUGGGGAGCUGGAUCUGGCCUGGAGGCUCCUGCGGGAGGCUCAGCAGGAGCUCCUGGUGCUGGAGGACCGCUGGGUGAGAGAGAAGGCGCAGGAGGCCGCGCGGCUGAACCGGGCCAAUGAACGAGAGGAGAAGCAUCAGCGGAAGGUCAGCCGCCUCCUGGCGAAGUUGGAGAGGGUGGGAGCCGGAAAGGCGCUCCUGGGCCCCAAAACGGCCGCCAGUGAAGCCGGCUGCAGUGCAUCUAGGGAGGAGGCUGAAACGGCUGCAGAUGUCGGGCUGGGGCAGGCUACCCCCACAAGCUCUUCUUCCCCUGAGCGAUGGGCCAGGAGUCAGCCCGGCAGCACAGGUAAGAGUCCGCUGAAUCGCUAUGCGUGUUCCCAGAGGCACUGCUUCCCGCAGUGACCUGCUGCUCUUUUUGUCGUUGCUGCAGGUGCCCGUCCGAGAGUCGCUUCCUGAGUCUUCCCCUGAACCAGGAGGAGGCCGAGUCCUCGCAGGCCCGGGGGAGGAGGGAUAACGGGCAGGUCUCCGCUGUGCAGGGGGCAUAGGCAGCCUCUCAGCACACUUGGCACAUUGGCCGGCGGGGUGGGGGGGUGCGUUUCGGGGAAGGACUGUACCCAUAACUUCUGCCGCUCACCAGCUUCGAGGACCGCAGGCCAGAGACCAGCAGCGUUUUGGGCCUUUUAUUUUAUGCUCUUUGUUCUUGUGGGGUGGCGAGGAGGCAACCAAUAAACUCACAAAUGAGAACUAGACCCGCAAGUGAAGCUCAGGCUGCGUAGCCGAACAGGUGUUUGGGUUCCGCAGUCAGAUUUGCAGCGAGGGCCGGGGGCGGGGCCACCAGAAUGAAAAGCCAAUUAAAACGUUAUUAUCUGA